AGUUAUUAUAUUGUGUUGUCGUGUGUCUAGAGGGGGGGUUCAACAUAUCUUACGUAAAGCCAAAAAGUUGAUAUAAACAAAUUAAAGAUGAUGAACUACUUUUGCGGCUGCCACGGCCUUGUGAUCAUCUUGGUGCUAAUUGCAUCUCCGGCAGAAGGAGAGGACAACCACCCUUUGUUGGAGUUAUUAUCAAGUAGAGAUGAAGUGGUGCAAAUUGCUGGCUAUGGAGAGGAGAAGCUUUCCACAGUCCUCAUUACAGGCUCAGUUACUUGUGAGGCACCACACCGACCUCAACCUCAUGCAUGGCCAAUACAAGGAGCUUCUGUUGGUGUGAACUGCAAGAGCCAUGGCAGGAAUAAUAAGUGGAAUAAGGGGAAGUCAAUGGUAGCAACAGGUGUAACAGAUGAAUUUGGAGACUUUAUGAUCGACCUCCCUUCCCACCUUCAUGCUAUUCCUAACUUGGAAAAGGUGUGCAUAGUGAAAAUUCAUCGGAUUCCUAAGGCAUCACUUUGUCGGCCAGCUCAUGUGAUCAAGAAACACAAGGGACUUACACUCUCUUCCUUUGGGAAUGGCAUCCGCACCUACAAUGCAGGAAACAUAAGGAUCCAACAUAUAUGAUUAAUUAAGACCAUGCAUGGCUCAUUUCUAUGGCGCUUAUAGUCACAGUAUUGGGUUGCAUGGGUACAUACACUGUACACGUACAUUACUGCAUAGUAUUUUCUAUACAUAUAUACAUCACUUAAUUUGUAAAGCAUACGCGGCUCAAAUUUGAGACUUGCGUGAGUUGUUACGUACAUUGUUGUGUGAAGACCACUAUUAUUUGGUCACAUAUAUAAUAUGAAUAUUUGUUGAAAGAAUUUA
Molecule: messenger RNA, 861 nt
Organism: Glycine soja
Lineage: Eukaryota; Viridiplantae; Streptophyta; Magnoliopsida; Fabales; Fabaceae
Exons: 2
Coding region: 88-618 (176 amino acids)
Source: RefSeq, a predicted model, not a curated record